ACGACGUCGACGGCGGCCCUCCGACGCCCGCGCACACUUCAGAAUGGCUGCCAGGUACACACGCCAGCUUCUCUACUCCCAUCAUAUCGCUGUCGUCGUAGUGCGCUCGGAGCGGAGAUACCGUCAACACUUGUUGCUUCGGUAUACGUGCAUCCAAGAGAGAUAUGUCCACUAACGGGGAGAACUCGCAAUAUGUCCUGAAGUUCGCUGGUGCGGCUAUCAGCAACAUGGCUGCGUCGGCGGCUACCAAUCCGUUGGAUAUCGUCAAGGUCAGACAACAGCUGCGCACACAAACACCGGGAGCGCGCACCAAUGCUUUCUGGACCGUGGGCGUCGAGAUGGCACGCACCGAGGGCGUCCUGAGCCUUAUGAAGGGCUUCUCGGCGAGUAUGCUUCGCGAGCUCGUCUACUCAGGCAUGCGGCUGGGUUCCUACGAGUACUUCAAGGACGUGCUGUAUGAGCGAUCGCGGGGCUCGCUGAGUAGAGAGGGGAUUGGGCUGAAGGUAGCUGCUGCAACAAUCGCGUCCGCCCUUGGAUCAGCCAUUGCGAACCCGACAGACUUGGUCAAAGUGCGCAUGCAGGCCUACUAUCCUUCCGGGAGCCCAUACAGGAAUAUGCGCCACGCGUUCGCAAUGAUAUGGAAGGAGGGUGUGGCACCAGCCGCAUCUACGGGUCUAGGGUCCGUGUCAGACGGUCUCCGUGCGCUCUAUCGUGGUUCGACUCCGACGACCGUGCGCGGGAUCGUGUUGUCAGUAUCGCAAAUAUGCUCGUAUGAUCAGGCGAAGCAGGUGCUCAAGCGGCGGGAGCUCAUGCAGGAGGGGGUGGGGUUGCAUUUCGUAGCGAGCAUGUUUGCAGGGCUUGUCUGCUCGAUCACGUCGAAUCCUGUGGAUGUCGUGAAGGUGCGGCUCAUGAACGAUAGCGGCCGGGAGUAUCAGGGCGUAUCCGACUGUGUGCGGAACAUCAUGGCGAAGGAAGGACCCCUCGCAUUUUACAAGGGCUUUGGCAUGUGCUGGGCACGUCUAGGACUGCACACGGUGCUGACAUUCGUCGUCUUCGAGCGAUUACGACUUCUAUUUGGGGUUGGUGCACUGUGAAUGAGGCUACGUUGUAUGACUGAGUUAUGUCGUCUGUAUUCUUACUACAAGUUCUUGUAAGCUGUGUGCCAUUCUAUCCGAGACUUUGAGAAGUCUCAGCACCAGCCUGGGAUCGAGAGAGGGGGCUCGACAGAACGCAGAGGAUGCUGCAUUCAUUUUCGAGCGCAUCUUGUUGGCAUACCGGUCCCGAGCCACUCACUACAUUGCUGUACAUCACG
Messenger RNA from Fomitopsis serialis, 1312 nucleotides. RefSeq names its product mitochondrial carrier. The coding region runs from base 165 to 1094 and encodes 309 amino acids. The record is from RefSeq and is a predicted model, not a curated record. The transcript is spliced from 9 exons. NCBI's taxonomy places the organism in Eukaryota, Fungi, Basidiomycota, Agaricomycetes, Polyporales, Fomitopsidaceae.